This is a messenger RNA of Striga asiatica, 546 nucleotides long. Lineage: Eukaryota; Viridiplantae; Streptophyta; Magnoliopsida; Lamiales; Orobanchaceae. The record is from the annotation of a GenBank genome assembly.
AUGAAAGAAGCGGUCAAGACUAGUGAAGCUGCGCUUGCCAGUCUGCAGGAGGCACGCGACCUCCACAAGAGCGAGGUUGCAAAGUUGACUGUCCAACUCACGACCAAGGAUGCUAAACUACAAGCGAAGGGUGCCAAGUUUGCGAAGAAGGAUGCCAAGCUGGGUAAUCUAAAGGGCUCCAUGGACAAACGGGUUAAACGUGCCCCCUGCAAGCAAUACUUCAUUAUCGACAGCAACUGCACCAGGGCUCAGGCUGUGGCUGGGGGUUAUACCAGCAGAUGGGAUGGCUCUGCACUUGUCAAAGGGAUACCCGACCUUGAAGGUUGGACGAACGAUCCCAAGAUCCUCAAGAAUCAUCCUUGCGCUUAUUCCCGCCGUGAGCCCGUAGGCAGAAGCCGUAUUAGAGACACCAUCCCCAUCGGUAUUUCUGGGAAAAGAGUGGAGCACAGAGAAUGUAAUAAAGAUAACUUCCCUUACUCUUUUAAGCUGGAUUUAGAAAGGGACAAAGGAUUAGCAGCAGUGCUUUGUUUCGGAUUCCCAUGUUGA